Messenger RNA from Suillus subalutaceus, 906 nucleotides. RefSeq lists its product as uncharacterized. The transcript is spliced from 6 exons. The record is from RefSeq and is a predicted model, not a curated record. The coding region runs from base 1 to 906 and encodes 301 amino acids. Lineage: Eukaryota; Fungi; Basidiomycota; Agaricomycetes; Boletales; Suillaceae.
AUGCAAGUCAUCAUGAUCGCUUGGUUACAUGCCAUGUAUCAGCGAUCCAGAAAGGUGCUAAUAUUUCUCGUUGUCAUCUUCCUGGCCAUCACAAUCACCAACGCAGUAAUGCUCGCGAUAGAGAUGAUGCAGACUUCAGGGGCGGAAUUCGUUCUCUCCGGCACUUAUCAGUGCAUGAUUGGCUAUGUGGGAGAUGCCCAACUUCUGUAUCCCAUGACUUGGAUACCUGCCACUGUAUGGGAGGUCGUUACACCGUGUCUCGCGGUCUGGAUUGUUGUGAAGUACUUCCGUGAACUACGACGACACCCAACAAGAGGUGUUAUCGGGGACUGUCUCACGGUGUUAAUGCAAAUUCACGUUAGUUACUUUGCAAGUUUUUUUGCUAUCUCUUGCUUCCGGAUCGGUUUAGUCUCUCCAACGCUCUCAGCGGACGGAUAUUCCCUGGCCACUCAGACUUAUUCUGGUCUCGCUCAGAUAUUCCUUUUCGUGCAGUUGUUUGUGCUGGGACCGCGCCUUAUCAUCGGUGUUCGAGAUUAUCACGCUGAGCUCGUGGCCAACUCUGAUACGGCAACCACUAUGCCUUCAAUUGCUUAUCAAGAGCGCGUCCAUAUGCGGGUAGUGUACAGGGAGCGGGAGAAUUUGUUUUUAUUUAUUCCAGGUUUUGUCGUGGUACUUAUUUGUAGAUCUCUCCCUAACGCCGAGGUUCACGCACUCGAUCUCAGCGGUGCUGUCAAGAUCGUGGCGGCUGGUGGAAGUCUGUUCAUCCUGAUGCCAUCGCUGAAAGAUGGCUGUUUCAACUUUCCAGGACCUCAGAGAAGUACUCGACCACUCAAGUGGUGGCUGUGGACCAUUCCAGCACCCCUGUUCAUCCUAGCUGCUCCAGGGUUACACACUGAGUACCUCUAG